Molecule: messenger RNA, 774 nt
Organism: Pelmatolapia mariae (spotted tilapia)
Lineage: Eukaryota; Metazoa; Chordata; Actinopteri; Cichliformes; Cichlidae
Product: immunoglobulin lambda-1 light chain-like
Exons: 3
Coding region: 1-774 (257 amino acids)
Source: RefSeq, a predicted model, not a curated record
AUGUUCAAACAGGUGUUUACCAAUACCGAAUUGAGGCAUUAUAGAACAGACCACUGGGAGUGGGGGGGGGCACCAGGAGGAGACUGGAGACAGGGUGUGAGUGGUGUGACGGUGCUGACACAGAAACCUCCUGUUGUGUCAGUGAGGAAAGGAGAGACAGCCACCAUGGACUGUAACCUGGGGACUGUUACUAACUAUGCUGCUUAUUCGUAUAAACAGAUUCCAGGAGGAGUUCCUCAGCAUGUGCUGAGGAUGUAUCAUGACUGGAGUUCUCCAAGCUAUGGCUCUGGGUUCUCUGCUCCAAAAUUCACAUCUACUCAUCAGUCAAGAUCAGAUUAUCGUUUGAUCAUUAAAAAUGUGGAGGAGGGAGACUCUGCAGUCUAUUACUGUAAGACAGGGGUGUCAAACUCAAUUGCACAGGGGGCCAAAACUCAAGUUCAUGUAUUUUCAGGUUCCAGCCUCCCUCCUCCUGUCCUGACAGUAUUCCCUCCGUCCAGUGCUGAGCUCCAGUCCAACACAGCUUCUCUGGUCUGUCUGUCCAGUCAGUCUGUGAAAUUUGCAGAUGUGAGCUGGUUGGCUGGUGGGAGUCCAGUGAGCAGUGAGAUCUCUACCAGCACUGCUGUUCAGAGACCAGACCAGACUUACCAAAUCAGCAGCUCUCUGACCAUCCAGACAUCAGACUGGAACAUGGAUAAGGUUUAUACAUGUAAAGUAUCUUUGGGCUCACAGACUUUACACAAAAUUAUCAAGAAGUCAGAAUGUCCCACUGAAUAG